CUUUCUUUACCUUUUUAUUCAAAUAUGGCUCCCCUCGGUACUAUCAAGUCCUACCCCACCAACCCUCGUGUUGCUAAGGCUCUUAUUGCUGCUGAAUACACCGGUGUUGAAAUCAACACUGAAGCUUUCGACUUUGCUAAGGAUAAGACUCCUGAAUUCUUGAACAAGUUCCCCUUGGGUAAGAUCCCCACUUUUGAAUCUGCUGAGGUCAACAUCUUUGAGUCUUCUGCUAUUGCUUACUAUGCUGCUGCUCAAAAGGAAAACAACCCUCUUCUCGGUACCACUGCUGCUGAAAAGGCCCUUGUCCUUCAAUGGAUCCUUUUCUCUGAAAACGAAAUUGCUGCUAACCUCGGUACUUGGGUCUACCCUCUCUUGGGUUACUUCCCUUACAUGAAGCCUAACGUUGACAGUGGUAUUGAAAAGGUCAAGAGAGCUUUGGGUGCUCUCAACAAGAUUCUCGAAACCAAGACUUACCUCGUUGGUGAAUCUGUCACUCUUGCUGAUAUUGCUGUUGCUGCUUCUCUUGUUUUGGGUUUCGUAAAUGUCUUUGACAAGGCUUUCCGUGCUGAAUUCAAGAACGUCACUCGUUACUACACCACCCUUGUUGCUAAGGCUCCAUUCGCCAAGCACCUCGGUGACAUCAAGCUCUGUGAAACUCCCUUGAAGUACACUCCCCCCAAGAAGGAAAAGAAGCCUGCUGCUCCUAAGGAAGCUGCUCCCAAGAAGGAAGCCAAGCCUGCUGCUGCUGUUGAAGAAGAACCCAAGCCUGCUCCUAAGCCUAAGUCCAAGUUGGAUUUGUUGCCUCCUUCUCCUUUCGUUAUGGAUGCCUGGAAGCGUGAAUACUCCAACAACGAUACUAAGGAUGCCAUCAAGUGGUUCUGGGAACACUUUGACCCUGAGGGUUACUCUAUCUGGAAGGUUGACUACAAGUACAACGAUGAAUUGACCUUGACUUUCAUGUCCAACAACUUGAUCGGUGGUUUCUAUGCUCGUCUUGAACGUGCUCACAAGUACGCUUUCGGUUCCAUGAUUGUUCGUGGUGAAAACAACAACAACAGCAUCUCUGGUUACUUUGUUAUCCGUGGUCAAGAAGUUCCUUAUGAAAUCUACGAUGCUGCUGACUACGAAUCUUACAACUUCCAAAAGAUUGAACCUGCUCAAUAUGAAGAAAAGAAGGAAGAAUUCUACAAGUAUCUUGCUUGGGACUUUGAAGACUGUGUUGAUGGUAAGGUCUUUAAAUAAAUAAAGC
Messenger RNA from Gilbertella persicaria, 1249 nucleotides. RefSeq lists its product as uncharacterized. The record is from RefSeq and is a predicted model, not a curated record. Gene Ontology annotation, molecular function: translation elongation factor activity. Bases 25 to 1242 code for a protein of 405 amino acids. Gene Ontology annotation, cellular component: nucleus; cytoplasm. The transcript has 4 exons. NCBI's taxonomy places the organism in Eukaryota, Fungi, Mucoromycota, Mucoromycetes, Mucorales, Choanephoraceae. Gene Ontology annotation, biological process: translational elongation.